Molecule: messenger RNA, 2811 nt
Organism: Knipowitschia caucasica
Lineage: Eukaryota; Metazoa; Chordata; Actinopteri; Gobiiformes; Gobiidae
Source: the annotation of a GenBank genome assembly
AUGAUGGCGACGGCUGUGGAGAGGGGAGGAGUGCGGGCCGCUUUUCUCAACUCGAGCAGCGCUGGUGGUGGAGGUGGUGGCGGUGGACCCAUGCCUACCGGCCUGCCUCCGGGACCCUUCCCCGGCGCCGUGGUGCUGGGCUCGGGCUCCGGAUCCAUGCCCGUCCCGAUGAACCUCUUCGCGACUUGGGAGAUAGACCGAUCGUCCCCGAGCUGUGUCCCAAGGCUUUGCACUCUCACGCUGAAAAAGCUGGUGGUUUUGAAAGAGCUGGACAAAGAACUCAACUCGUUAUCAAUAGCGGUCAAAAUCCAGGGCUCGAAGCGUCUCUUGCGAUCAAACGAGUACAUCCUCCCUCCCUGCGGCCUCAUGGAGACAGAUCUGGAGCUGACGUUCUCACUACAGUAUCCUCACUUUCUGAAGAGAGACUCCAACCGACUCCAGAUAAUGCUGCAGAGGCGGAAACGCUACAAGAACCGGACCAUUUUGGGAUACAAGACUUUGGCAGUGGGAGUCAUCAACAUGGCCGAGGUGAUGCAGCACCCCACAGACGGAGGCCAGAUCCUGGGUUUGCACAGUAACGUGAAGGAGGCUCCAGUGCGAGUGGCCGAGAUCAGCGUCUUCUCUCUGUCCUCUCAGCCAAUCGAUCACGAGGACAGCAGCGGGCAGGCGGGACGCAAGACCAAGAUCUCAGACCGCUCCCCGGACAUGGACAACUAUUCUGAGGAGGACGAUGACAGCUACUCGUCUGAGCAGGAAGCCAGCGACGACGCAGUGCACGGACAGGAUCUUUACGACGAGGAUGAUGAAAUGAGGAAGCCGAAGAAGGCAAGACGGAAAAUGAUUCGAACCACGUCUAUGACCAGGCAACCCAACUUUAAGCAGAAGUUUGUGGCCUUGUUGAAGAGAUUCAAAGUAACAGAUGAGGUGCUGGACUCAGACCCUGUGGAUCAGACUCAGGAGGUGGAGGAGGACUUGGACUUACUCUACGACAGCCUGGAGGUUUAUAACCAGAGCGACAGCGGCCCAGAGAUGGAGGACAACGAGAGUGUCCUGAGCACGCCCAAACCCAAACUCAAGCCAUUUUUCGAGGGGAUGUCGCAUUCCAGCUCGCAGACUGAGAUCGGCAGCAUUCACAGCCACAAGAGCCAACAGAGAGAGCUCUCCUGUCCUACUGGAGACUUUCUGACCGUGGACAGGUGUAAAGUGCAGAGCAGCCGAUAUCAAGACGACAGCAACAACGACACCACAGCUGCGGAGGCAGAGGCUGACGACAACGGGCCGGUGCAGAGCGAGGUUGGCAACUGGGACGUCAACAUAGAGAGAGUGUCCAGCUCUGUGGGGAAACUCUGCAAAACGGAGUCCCAGAAUCACAUGUCGUCUCCGAGUAAAAUGGACAAUAAGCUGCAAAGGCGAACACGCAGCACCUCCAUGAAGGACAGGCAGAACUCCAAGGCCCAAAACGACCGCACCAGCAGCAUGGAGAGUGAGUGCUCCCCGGACUCCAGGCUCAUAGCACAGGUUCCCAGAAAAUCGGUGUACGACCAGCUCAACCAGAUUCUCAUUUCUGACGAGCGGUUACCCGAGUGCAUCAUCCUCAUCAACACGACGGAGUGGCAGGGACAGUAUGUAGCGGACCUGCUUCAUGAACAGGGUCAGCCCAUCGUGUCCACCUGCUCUCCUGCAGACGUCCAGGCCGCCUUCAACACCAUCGUGACCCGCAUUCAGAGAUUCUGCAAUUGUAACGCACAGACUCCUCCAACGAUGAAAGUGGCAGCGGCCGGAGACCAGAGUUACCUCAGCACGAUACUGAGGUUCUUUGUGGAGCAGCUGGCCAAUAAAACACCCGACUGGCUCAGUUAUAUCCGCUUCCUGGUCAUCCCCAUCGGUUCACAUCCUUUAGCCAAACACGUGGCUUCAUUCGACAGCAAGUUCAACAAUCUGUUUAUGGACACGGCCUGGAGGGAGCUGUUCUGCCGGACGGAUCGGCCCACUUCAGAUAACAUUGACGUAGCCGGUCGCGUGGUGCAGUAUUUAGCUGGAGCCAACGUGUCGCACCAGUUCCCUAUCUCCGAGGCCAUGCUCACCUAUAAACAAAAGAGGAAAAGAAGUUUGUAUUUUGAUUUUUACAUCAGCCCGGAUGAGGACUCCUGUCAGAAAUUUGUGCCAUUUAUUGGGGUUGUGAAAGUAGGAAUUGUGGAGCAGAGUAUGUCAACGUCAGUGGAUUCGGAUGACGCAAUGGGCGGCAACACGAGCAUCCUGUCCUCCCCCACUCCCCCCACAGCCGGACCCUACGGGAAAGAGAUCGGCAGCACUCCCCCCCAGUCCCCCUCCGUCUCCACUGCCCUGUCAGGAGCUGGCUCUCCGUGCUCGGGCAGCGAGGUGAUGGGUCUGCAGGUGGACUACUGGACGUGGCAGGGUCCGGAGAAGAAGAAGGAGGGGGAGAAGAGGGACGUGGGGCUGAAAAACACUCUGAAGAGCAACUUUAGGUCUCUGCAGGUGAGCCGCCUGCCAUGUGGAGGCGAGCUCACCCCUCCCCCCAGCAUGGCCAUGACCGUGGUGACCAAGGAGAAGAACAAGAAAGUGAUAUUCCUGAGUAAGAAGCCGAAGGAGAAAGAGCUGGACUCUAAGAGCCAAGUGAUCGAUGGCAUCAGCCGCCUGAUCUGCACGGCCAAACACCAGCACACCAUGUUGAGAGUUACUAUUGACGGCGUGGAGUGGAACGAUGUGAAGUUUUUCCAGCUGGCGGCGCAGUGGCCCACACACGUGAAGCACUUCCCUGUGGGGAUCUUUGGUUACUCCAAACCUGUGUGA